AUGGCGAUUCCUCAAUCUUGUACCGUUCUCGUAGCAGGUGGUGGUCCUGGAGGUUCUUAUACCGCGGCUGCUCUCGCACGUGAAGGUGUCGAUGUUGUCUUGCUCGAAGCAGAUAGCCACCCCCGAUACCACAUCGGAGAGAGCCUGCUCCCUUCAAUGAGAUAUUUACUGCGUUUUAUCGAUCUGGAAGACACUUUUGAACAGCAUGGAUUCCAGAAGAAGAGUGGUGCAAAGACAUUCGAGAAUGUCUCGUUGCAGUCGGUAAAUUUCGAGUCUUAUAAGAACGACAAGUUCACCAGCCAACACAAAUUGGCCAACCCUGGACGACCUGGUUCGGCCGAAUGGAAGACGAAAGAUGGUUGUUCUGGUACCAUCUCGUUCGAUUAUCUGGUGGAUGCCACGGGUCGAAUUGGUGUGCUGUCGACCAAGUACCUCAAGAAUCGCAAGUUCAACGAAAGCUUCAGAAACAUUGCUAUGUGGGGGUACUUCAAGGGUAAUAUUCCACCAAAUCCAGGAACAGAUCGCGAAAAUCAGCCCAUAUCUGAAGGCAUGAGAGAUGGAUCAGGCUGGGUGUGGAUGCUGCCUUUACACAAUGGCACAGUAUCAAUCGGAGCUGUUGUUCGAAGAGACAUUUUCCUUGCCAAGAAGAAGGCCUUGCCGGAAGGGACAACGGAGGCUCAGACCCUGGCGAGCUUCGUCGAACUCUGCCCGACGAUAUCAUCCUAUUUGGAACCAGCUGAACUAGCUUCUGGUAUCAGGCAAGCCACAGAUUAUUCCUACAGUGCCAGUGCGUAUGCCGGUCCACACUUCCGUAUUGUUGGCGAUGCGGGUUGUUUCAUUGAUCCCUUUUUCUCGUCUGGUCAUCAUCUGGCCCUGUCGAGUGCCCUAGCAGCGGCGACGUCCAUCAAUGCAUCCAUUCGGGGAGACUGCAACGAAUUCGACGCCUCCAGAUGGUACUCGAAAAAGGUUGACGAAGGAUACACGUUAUUCCUUGUUGUGGUAAUGGCUGCUCUCAAGCAAAUCCGCAUGCAGGAACAACCGAUCCUGUCUGACCUUGAUGAGGAAGGCUUUGAUCGAGCAUUCGCGAUCCUCAGGCCAGUCAUCCAAGGAGCAGCAGACAAGGAAACGGCACUGAAGGCUACCGGCGAGUCAAUCACCGAAACUAUCGACCUCUGCCUUAAUGCGCUCAACGACCUGCACGAUACGGAGCUACAAAGAAAGUUGACCAACAUUGUGGAGGCAAAAGGCACACCCGAGCAAGAACGCCUGCUCGGGAAACUUUCGCCGGAGGAGACGGCAGCCCUUCAGCGCAUGCGUGCCAUGCAUUCAAUUCUUCCCAUGGGUGAGCUCAAGGAUUUCGAGAACAGCAAUAUAGACGGUCUGAAAGCUAGACUCGAGUGUGGGAGUCUAGGACUUGAGCGUGGGAGUCUAGGGCUCUGUCGUGAUGGCACAGGGGAUUUCCAAAUGUAG
Molecule: messenger RNA, 1470 nt
Organism: Penicillium canescens
Lineage: Eukaryota; Fungi; Ascomycota; Eurotiomycetes; Eurotiales; Aspergillaceae
Exons: 5
Coding region: 1-1470 (489 amino acids)
Molecular function (GO): monooxygenase activity
Source: RefSeq, a predicted model, not a curated record